This is a messenger RNA of Ilex paraguariensis (yerba mate), 1837 nucleotides long. The record is from the annotation of a GenBank genome assembly. NCBI's taxonomy places the organism in Eukaryota, Viridiplantae, Streptophyta, Magnoliopsida, Aquifoliales, Aquifoliaceae.
UGAAUUGUAUAAUCAAUGAACCGAAACUGAAACUGAAUGAUUGUUCUGAAACCGUGACGUCAGCUUCGCCACCUUCCUUUACUUAACAGAAAACAACCACAUGCUCUCUCCCUAUCUCCCGCGUCUGGGUCGAAGGCGUUUGUUCGAUUCCGAAUCCAAGAUUCAGACUUUCUUCAAUUUCCAUGGAAAUAUAAUCAUACGUACAAAUUUGUAUACCUUCAAUCAGAGCUCUUCAUUUGAUUCGCAGAUCCCGCCGUUGUCCGGAUGUCAAUACGACGGUGACGAUUCGACUACUGCUGAGCGAAACCCUAAAUUCUUCGUUUGAGCUCUAUUUGGAUGGCGGACCUCAAAGAACGCCUGCUACGACCAAGACCUGCUUCUGCUGUAAAUCUCAGAGAUCCAUCCUAUAGGCCAUCUGCCUCUGGGCAUCAACAUUUUCAUGGUGUGGAUGUCCUAGGCUUGAAAAAGCGUGGCCAAGGCCUUCGCUCGUGGAUUCGUGUUGAUGCUGCGGGUAACUCCCAGGUCAUUGAGGUUGACAAAUUUACUGUGAUGCGUCGUUGUGACCUUCCUGCUCGUGAUCUACGCUUACUCGACCCAUUGUUUGUCUACCCCUCGACAAUUCUUGGCAGAGAGAAGGCCAUUGUUGUCAAUCUGGAGCAGAUUCGAUGUAUUAUUACUGCUGAUGAGGUUCUGCUUUUGAAUUCUCUUGAUAGCUGUGUGUUGCAGUAUGUGGUGGAGCUACAACGACGUCUGAUCACUGCUGGGGUUGGUGAAGGUUGGCAGUCAGAAGGUGCCAACUUGAGCUUAAGGAUGGGAAAUAGGAAUUUUGACAAUAUGUUUGGGAACACAUCACCUGAUUACUUGCCCUUUGAGUUCAGGGCUCUUGAAGUUGCUCUGGAGGCUGCUUGUACCUUUCUGGAUUCUCAGGCGGCAGAAUUAGAAAUUGAAGCGUAUCCAUUGCUAGAUGAACUUACAUCAAAAAUCAGCACCUUAAAGUUGGAGGGUGUUCGUCGAUUGAAAAGCAGACUUGUUGCGCUGACUCGGAGAGUUCAAAAAGUUAGGGAUGAGAUAGAGCAGCUAAUGGAUGACGAUGGAGAUAUGGCUGAAAUGUAUCUUACGGAGAAGAAAAGACGGAUGGAGUCAUCACCUUAUGGUGAUCAGUCUGGGAUGGGAUACAGUUCUGCUCCAGUUUCUCCUGUAUCUUCACCCCCAGAUGGCCGGAAGCUUGAGAGAAAUUUGAGCAUUGCAAGGAGCAGGCAUGAUAGCAUGAGAAGUACGGAAAGCGUUGCAGAAAGUAUAGAAGAGCUGGAGAUGUUGUUGGAGGCUUACUUUGUUGUCAUUGACAGCACUCUUAACAAGCUGACAUCGUUAAAAGAGUACAUUGAUGAUACAGAAGACUUCAUCAACAUCCAGCUGGAUAAUGUGCGAAACCAGCUUAUACAAUUUGAGUUGUUACUCACAACUGCUACAUUUGUUGUUGCCAUCUUUGGGGUGGUAGCAGGGAUAUUUGGCAUGAACUUUGCAAUACCGAUGUUCGAUUACCCAGGUGCGUUCAAAUGGGUCCUAGUAAUCACAGGUAUGACGGGGGUUGUCAUAUUCUGUUCAUUUAUGUGGUUUUUCAAGUAUAGAAGAGUGAUGCCCCUGUAGAUGAUGAAGAAAAAGCAGCGCUGCUGCGGAAGGAAAUUGCAAGAAUUGAAGAAGCCUAUGAAUUCAAGGCUCAUUGUCUACGUUGUUUAAGAAAUGAAACUGAAGAAUACAAGGGUUAGUGUUUACAUUAUUUAUGUAUGCACUCCAUAAACAAAGACGAAAUAUAGAAAAGGAAAGAGUAUUAUACUAC